AUGUUAGAAUUGGAGGGUUUGCGUGUCUGUCAUCUUAAUGUGAACUCUCUCAGAGCUCACAUUGAGAGAGUCAGGCUUUUCCUGGAAUCUCGUCCUCCAUUUCAUGUUAUCGCCAUGUCAAAGACUAAACUUUGCCCUCCUAUUGAUGACGAUGUCGUUUCGCUGGAAGGCUAUAGGCUCUUCAGGCGUGAUCGCAAUAUGCGUGGUGGCGGGGUAGCUCUUUUCAUCAAUAACUGCUUCAGGGUCACAGUUCUCGCAUCCUCCUCCCAUGUGUGGACUAAACGACCUGGCUUCCCCGAGUAUCUGUUCUGUGAAAUCUCCUGUCAUGGUGUCUUUCCAGUCUUUGUUGCAGUGGUAUACAGGCCGCCACAUGCUCCUUUCUUCCAGGGUAAUGACUUUAUCCCCUCUCUGCAGGGGUUUCUUCAGGAUUAUAGCUCCAAGGUCAUCCUUGGGGAUUUCAAUGCCGAUCAGCUGUCCAUGAGCAACCCUGAUACGGCUCUGGUGCGUUCGCUUUACUCCGAUUUUUCUUUGAGCCUUGUGCCGCACGGAGCCACUUAUCAUACUCAUGGCUCAGACUCCUGGCUUGAUCUGUGCCUGAUUGAUCAUGAUGACACGCUUCUAUCCUACUGGAAGACAGAGGCCCCCUUUGUGGAUGGUCACGAUCUUAUCACUGCCACAAUACAGGCUAUCCUGCCUCGCCCAUAUGUGAGUAAGGACUUCACUUACAGGGAUUUUGCCGCUCUGCAUCUUGAUUUGCUAUUGUCGCAGCUUGCUGGGAGUGACUGGUCGGUGUUCGAUGCCCUGUCGUCUCCAGACGAAAUGACUGCAUGUCUGGGCGGUAAUCUUGGCGUCGCCAUGGACGCUGCUGUCCCGCUCAAGACGGUAAGGAAGUCCUCGAAGCGCAAGCCGUGGGUUACUGACGGGAUCGUUGCUCUUGUAGCGGAGAGAGAUCGCCUGUACCGUGUGUACCAACGUACUCACUCUCAUCAAGCACUCUUAACCUAUCGCACGGCUCGUGAUCGUGCUCAUCGUGAGGUUGAGGCGGCACGUCAACUUUUCUUCGAGCGAAUUCUGGAGCCUCUCUCUGACCCUUUGCUUAUCUGGAAGGAGCUCAGAAGGCUUGGUGUGGUGACUGGGAAUGACUCAACACCAGAUUUCGAUCCUGAUGUCUUGAAUCAUUGCUUUGCUGGAGUGUUCUUUGACGAGACGGAGCCUUCGCUGGAUGGGUUCUUGGACUCGGCUGAGCUUGGGGCCAUCCCUCCUGCCGUGGGUUUCUCCUUCAGGCCUGUCACUGCUGAUGAGGUACAGAAGGCUGUUCGACACUUCUCUACCGAAGCUAAAGGGACUGAUGGUGUUCCCCGGUCGGUUGUCCUGCUGAUUCUAACACCUGAUCUAGUGAUGUUCUUUAACAGCUUUUUCGCUCUGUCUUGCUUUCCCUCUGAGUGGAGGAGGUUCCUUAUUGUUGCGCUUGGCAAGGUGAAAAAGCCUGUGUCACGUAAUGACUUCAGGCCGAUUGCCUUGCUCUGUUUCCUCUCCAAGGUGCUGGAGAAACUUUCUUCCCAGCAAAUCUCCGGCUUCCUUGCUGAGCGCUUCAUUUUGGACUCCCUGCAGACGGGCUUUCGUCCAUUCAAUGGGACGCAGACGGUGCUAUUGAAACUGGCAGACGACAUUAGGACAGGUAUUGACAGACGGCAGCUGACGAUGCUGCUGUUAUUCGACGUCAGCAAGGCGUUCGAUUCCGUUUGUCAUGUGUUGCUGCUGCGGAAGCUGUUAGGCUAUGGCUUCUCAGCUUCUUCAGUGAGGUGGCUUACAUCAUAUCUGGGUGGUCAUUCGCAGGCUACACUAGGCGGGGCGAGUGGGUGUUCAUCCUUCUGUCAUCUGAACAGGGGAGUUCCGCAGGGAUCUGUUCUAGGUUCUCUGCUUUUUCUCCUGUUCAUUAAUGAUGUGGGUGUAAACUUAGGGCCUGGAGUUCGGCAUCUGAUAUAUGCUGAUGAUCUCCAGAUUUAUCUGACCUUUCCAUGUGAGGAGUUAGAGGAUGCCAUUCGCCGCAUGAGCAACGCUGCUAACCGUGUGACAGAGUUGGCUAAUGCAAAUUGGCUGAAGCUGGAUGUGGCGAAGACGAAAGCCAUUAUUUUUGGCUCUAAUGUCUUCGUUAACUAUGUCUAUUCCUUGCCUGAUUUGUCUGUCAACGUUGGUGGCUAUGCAAUUCCGUUUGAUACUUCCGUGCGCAGCCUGGGAGUGGUUCUGGAUAACAAGCUCUCUUGGAAGGGACAUGUGGCGUAUGUGACGCAGAGGGUUCACUCUGUCAUGUACCGCCUUCGGUUCUUUAGAGCCAGUACCACUCUAGGUCUGCGUAAACACCUCAUUCAGGCUUUGGUGUUCCCCCUGAUCGAUUACUGCUGUCUCGUGUAUGAUGGCCUGUCUGAUGUACUUGCUACUGUGAUUCAGCGUCUCAUCAAUAUGACGGUUAGAUACAUCUUUGGGGCAAGGAGAGACGAGCACAUCACUCCCUAUCAUCUGCGGCUUGGCUGGACGACGUGUGAAGUGCGCAGGAAGUACUUCCUCGCCUGCCUCACUUACAAGAUCCUCCGCUUUGGUCAGCCGGUCUAUCUGGCUGACUUUUUUUGUGGCCAGUCGGGUGGUGCGACCGGUGUUGGGUGA
Messenger RNA from Diachasma alloeum, 2661 nucleotides. RefSeq lists its product as uncharacterized. The transcript has a single exon. Gene Ontology annotation, molecular function: catalytic activity. The record is from RefSeq and is a predicted model, not a curated record. Lineage: Eukaryota; Metazoa; Arthropoda; Insecta; Hymenoptera; Braconidae. The coding region runs from base 1 to 2661 and encodes 886 amino acids.